Messenger RNA from Neohortaea acidophila, 1821 nucleotides. RefSeq names its product Mis12-Mtw1 protein family-domain-containing protein. Gene Ontology annotation, cellular component: MIS12/MIND type complex. Bases 1 to 1821 code for a protein of 606 amino acids. Gene Ontology annotation, biological process: mitotic sister chromatid segregation; cell division. The record is from RefSeq and is a predicted model, not a curated record. NCBI's taxonomy places the organism in Eukaryota, Fungi, Ascomycota, Dothideomycetes, Mycosphaerellales, Teratosphaeriaceae. The transcript is spliced from 4 exons.
AUGUCCUUGACCCUCGCGCGCUCGCCUUUGGAACCUAUCGUGAUGAACGGAGCGGGUUCUUCGAAGCGCAGGGGUGCGCGGUUUAGCAUGGAAGGCGUGGAGGAGAGUGAGCCGCCGGCGAAGAAGAGCAGGGUGGAUGGCGCGCAGACGGCUACUGUUGCGACCAAGGAGCAGGAUGGGGAUGCGGGUGCUGUGAGCAAGCGGAAGCGAAAAGUAUACGAAGAAGACCGAGAUGGCUUCUCAUUCAGCAAGAGUCGAAAAGCGAAAGCGUCGAAAGCACCGAGUAUUCGAGAUUCUACCGCGGAAAGAGCAUCACCCACAAAGGCGCCCUCAUUACCUUCACAGUUGGAAGCAGUCCCCGCGACGACGGAAGAGCCAGCACCCAAAACGACUGGCAGGAAGGUACGGCGCAAAUUACCAACCACACCUGAGCGCGAGGCGGCUGCCAAGCCUCCUCGACGCAGUAAACGACUAUCCGGCGACAACGUGGAGGAACAACGAGGCUCACCACACAAGCCGGCGCACGCUCAAUCACAUGCGAACCACGAACGCUCUCCAAGCCCUUUCCGAGCGAAACCGCUGACGAUAGAGAAGAAGCGAAGGCGCGGCGAGGAUGGAGUGGAGGAAGAGAAAAUCACGCGCAUUCAACUGCCUUUUGCCGAUACGCCGGUCAUCAAGCGCAACAGAGAAAUGCGCAAGGGAAGCGCGGAGAAUGGACAGCGACGAAGUAGCUCGGGGAUGCGAGGGCGAAGAGCAAGCAGCUUGAUCGAUGAGGGACGCGGGAAUGGUGAGUGGACUGCGCGUGCAUCGCACCCCAAGACUCCGACAGGGAAUCCAAGUUCUUCGUCUUUGUACGCAAAGACGUGGCCGACGUCCAGAAGCGCUCAAACACGACGACCAAGCGCACUGGUGCCGGACGUCUUCGCAUCGAUGCUGCAGGAUGAGGAUGACAUGAAGAAUCUCCCCGCGAUGCACCCAGCGAUGGAAAGUGUUGACAGAAUUCACGCUGACAAUGCCGUCCCAAAUACAGCCCUGCCACAUUCCGAAGUGCCCACUGCGGAGUUCUUCAAGCACAUUUCAGCAAACCUUACGGAGCCUCGACGAAUGCGCUGCCUCCUCGGCUGGUGCGGACUGAGAGCAUUGCCGCCGAAACCAGAGGCCCCGAAAGACGCCAGUGCCUCGUCGAAUCUCCAGUUUCAAGCCAUGCAAGCAGCUCGUGUGGUUCAGGAAGAGCUUUCGCAAGACUUGAUCACCAAAGGCGUGCUUAGCGACUGGUUUUCGAGGGACGAAAGUGUACCACCUCAAACCCCGUUGCGGAUGAAGGCGAAUCCUCGAAAUGUUGCAAAUACCAUCAAGGCUGAGGAGCUCGAAAGGGAGCUGGAGAGAUUGAAGAAAGAGCGAGCAGAAUGGGACGUCCUGGCUGCGUCGACGGCACGUCUAGCGUCACCCGCCAAGGAAGAUGCAGAGAUACCCGGCCACCUCUCACCCUUGCGGCCCGACCUUCUCGACAGUCCGCAGCGAGCAAUCCUCGAGCAGCUGCAGACAGCCUCCACCGGAUCCUCGACGGAGCCGGCGGCAAUCGAACAGCGCCUUGGAAGUCUCUCGGCAAACUUGGAAUUCACCGUCGAUCAGUUCGCUCACGGCGUGCACGCGCUGGCGGCUGUAAGGGACACUGCGGAGCGUUUGGCGGAGCGGGUCUUGGACGAUGCCGCGCGGGUGCUGGAGGAGCGCGAGAGGGAGCGCAAGGCGAAUGGAAAGGCUGUGGAUGCUAUGGAUGCUUUGCGGGGACUUGCUAAGGUGUUGAAUGCGAAGGAGCGGUGA